GGCCCGGGUUCCAGAGGUUUCAGUCAAGCUCCUCCCUCAUCGGCCCCUGAACCCCUCAUCCCUCCCCGUCCCACCCUCCCCCAGAUCUGGCCAGAGUUCCUUUGCAAAUUUCUGCAGGUGUCCAACUUCCCUCCCCAAGUGGUAGACUUAAAGGCAAGGCUUCUCAUUACAUAGCAACUGCAAGGCGGGUCUCAUCCAAGAGCUAUCCACCCCUCGCUAACAUUUCCCCUUCCCAGCUUAAGACGAGAUUGUGACCUAAGGAAGGACUUGUAACAGCCAAGCCAAAGCCCAGAGAUGGAAGCAGACAAGGUCACAGAAGAGCCUCAUAGCACCAUGGAUACAGAGGAGCACCCCUCUUCAAAGGACGGCUCUGCCGAAGAAUCACAGGAGCCCCUUAUCCCUGAAACACCCUUUGAGCCUUCCAUCUCUGAGACCCCCUUAGAGCCCCUUGCUGCUGAAACGCUUUUGGAGCCUUCCAUCUCUGAGACUCCCUUAGAGCCCCACACCUCUGAAUCUUAUAUGGUGCCACCUGCUUCCCAGGCCCUUUUAGAGACCCAUGCCUCUGAAACCUCUUUGAAACCUUCCAUCUCUCAGACCCCUUUAGAGGCCCACACCUCUGAAUCUCAUAUGAUUCCAUCCACUUCCCAGGCCCCUGUAGAGACCCAUACCUCCAAAACCUCUUUGAAAACUUCCAUCCCUGAGACCCCUUUAGAAGUCCACACUUCUGAAUCGCCUAUGGUUCCAUCCACUUCCCAGGCCCCUUUAGAGACCUAUACCUCUGAAACCCUUUUGGAGCCCUCUAUCUCUGAGACCCCUGUAGGAAACUCUGAGAACCCUUUGGAAACCCCUAUGCCUGAGACCCUGUUGGAGACUCUCAUCUUUAAGGACCCAGAGAAACGUGUUUUUUCUCAUACCUCAUCACAAGACCAUGUUCCUGUAUCUUCCCCUGAUACUCUGGAGGAAGACCUCUUUAAGUAUUCUCCCAAUGAGGUCUUGUGGAGAAGGAAGUCCAGCCAGAUCUCUGAGUAUGAGAGCCUUCAAAAGCACUCCCUUUCAAGCCCUUCAGCCCCGGUCCACCUGGACACAUCUGCAAAGGAAGAGGAAGAGGAAGGAGAGGACAAGAAGCCGGAGGAGGCCACUGACAGCAGUGCACACACAGCUCACCCAGGACAACAGCCGGGCAAGAAGAAGGCGAAGAAAGGAUUUAGCCAUUACACAGCCCACCCAGUGGUCCCUGCCAAGCAAACAGAGCUGGUGGAAGUGGCUAAGGCAAGGCCCAGAGAGAAGUUCGGUGCUCAGAUGAACUAUCUUUUCCAAUGGGAGAAGAAUGCAGCCCUGAGUGCCAUCCAGACAGGUCUCUACAUUGGCUGGCGCUGCCCCCAUUAUCUAUGGGACUGUUUCCGAAUUGGAGAUGAGUCCAAAUGCUUUUGUGGACACUUGCUGAAAGAGCACCAGAUCAUCUCAGACAUAUCUGUGCCCUGCAAUGUGGGCCAAUGUCGCUGCCUCAUGUUCUGCUUUAUCCCAUCACGCCCAGAGGAGGUGGGUGAGUUCUGGCUCAAAAGACGAGCUACCUUUGACCCCAAGGCCUGGAGGGCCCAAUGUCGCUGCAAACACAGCCACGAAGAGCACACAGCUACUGGGUCCCAUCCCUGCAGGGUGAAAGGCUGUUGCUGCAAUUGCUUUGAGUCUAAUUUCCUCUGUGCGGCCUGUGACCGUCGCUGGGAGGAACACGAGACUUUCUUUGAGACUGAGGAGACCCGGCGACGAGGAGGGAGGCCUCGUGGAGCAGACUAUAUGCCUUUUGCAGAGAUGCCUACCUUCCAAGAAGCCAUCGUCAGCAACUCUGACUCUGAGGCUCUACAGAAGCAGGGGCCCUCUGGCCAUCCUGGCUCCCACUGCAGACCCCCGGGGCCUCCUGGCCCACACAGCUUCUGGCCUGACCCUAUGUCUGACCCCCAUACCUGACCCUUUCACCUCUGCUUUUCCCUC
Molecule: messenger RNA, 1989 nt
Organism: Mustela erminea (ermine)
Lineage: Eukaryota; Metazoa; Chordata; Mammalia; Carnivora; Mustelidae
Gene: FAM221B
Product: family with sequence similarity 221 member B
Exons: 7
Coding region: 295-1965 (556 amino acids)
Source: RefSeq, a predicted model, not a curated record